Molecule: messenger RNA, 549 nt
Organism: Protopolystoma xenopodis
Lineage: Eukaryota; Metazoa; Platyhelminthes; Monogenea; Polystomatidea; Polystomatidae
Source: the annotation of a GenBank genome assembly
AUGCCAUCGGCUGUACCUCGCCUCCGUCCAACUCGCCUCGAUGGCAUGAUGGACGUUCUAGCCUCGUCGACCGGCCAUCGAGUUGAGGCGCUGUUACUGUGCUUUGUGUUCUCGUGCCUUUUUGGAUAUUCCCAAGCGUCUAGUUGGCCUGGAGCCCUCAACGACCGGACCCAGAGAAAUGCCUUUGCAGAACUCCCCUCCGAACGCCGCGCAAGUCAACUGCAGACUGCCGGGGCAGAGUGGAGCCUGUCGACCAAUCCGACCGAGCACGGGUCCAAGCGGAAAUCACAGAAUCGGCGAGACGUGAUGCUGGCCGACCUGGAGAGAUACGAUGAUGACAAGCCAGACGUGGCUUUGAUAAACAGCCUCCUUUCCAUCUCACAGGUUAUAACCUUCUCUCCUCUGCUCUUCCUCACCAUCUCUUCCGUCAAAGCGGCCGGGACGAUCAAGAUUGGGCCGGUCUAUGUUGGCCGGUGGAAUACAUUGUGCCCUUCGAAUGAUGGCUCAGGGAUCGAGAUCUGGCGUCCGUUGCGUGCCAACAAAAAAUAA